UAAAAUAAAUAAAAAACAAUACAAUAAAAAUUAUUAAAAUCAAUAAAAAUUGACAUUACAAUAAAAAUUAAAUAAAUAAGUAAAAAUUAAGAAUACAAUAGAAAUUAAUAAAAGAGUGUUGGAAUUUAUGUGACACGAACCGUCUCGAACUUGUAGAAAUUAUAUCUCAAACCACGGCGUACUUGCUGAUUCGCAAAGUAUAAAGUAUUAAGUAAAAAUGCGAAAAUUUUCAUCCGUCAAAGGCUUUCAACCCCUACAAUUAAAAGGAACCAAAUAAAUAAAAAUUUGCAAUACAAUAAAAAGAAAUAAAAUAUAAAUUAACAGUACAAUAAAAUGAAUAAAAUAAACAGAAAUUAACAAUUCAAUAAAAACAAAUAAAAUAAACAGAAAUUAACAAUUCAUUAAAAACAAAAAAAAAUAAACAGAAAUUAACAAUAUAAUAAAAAUUAAUAAAAUAAAAUUUAUUAUACAAUAAAAAUUAACUCAAUAAUGCUUUUCCUCAACAUCUCCAUGACUGAAACACAUUGUGGCCAGAACGUUCCACAUUUGUUAAUAUAUCAUAUUAGAUGAACAUUUUAUAAAAAAUCACCAGAGGCCUCACUCACAAUUGGAAAACACUCUUUAAAUGUUGUUUUGAGAACGUUCCUACUUUGUAAUCAAAGAACAUAAUCUGUGUUCCUGACUACAUCUUUUGAAUGUUGACGCUAAAAGAAUCAUAUUAACUUUACAGGAACAUUUCUGGAAAUGAAAAUAUUUGUAAAACGUAGUUUAAACAUUAGACUAAAACAUGAUUAGAACCUGCAGCUAAUGUUAGCCAGAGUGGUGGGAACGUUCUCCUGUGGAGCUUCAGAACCUCACCCUCCGCUAUGUUUCAUGUUUCAGAAUGGGAAGCGCCUUUAUAGAAGUGGCAGGAAGUGGAUUCAGGCUGAUCCUGGUUCUGGAGAGACCGGUUCCCUCCGGAGGGCAGCGGAGGUUUGCUGGAGGAGGCGGAGGCCAAGCCUCCAUCCAGCCGUCCGUGGAAAGGGGAUCUCUCUUUGAAUUGCCUUUCCCGAGGUUUCUUCCCAUCUUCCAUGGGGAGUUUUUUCUCGUCUUCAUAGAGAGCUUGGGCUGGAUCAAGACCUCCUCAAAAAUAAAACUUCAUUAUAAUAAAUAAAACAUCAUUAUAGAUUAUUUCCAGAUUACAUUUAGAGUUACAUCCUGGUUAAUAAGUUGUUUACACAAAACCAAGUUGAGCUGCACAUUUUAGAGGACAUUGUACAUUUAUUAUAUAAUGUAUUAAAGAGCUACUUUACAGAUUCAGAUUAAUAAUUCAAAAUAUAAGUUCUGGUGUAUUAUUAGAUGCUUUUUUUUCCCCUAGUGGAAAUUCACAAGAUGUAAAAUAAAUAUAAAUUAAAGCCAGCCUCGGCUUUACCAGCUGCAAAAUUAAAGUUAUCUACAUGCUAAUGCAUUUAAAAGGUGUAAUCCUGUUAUAUAAAAUACACUUUUACAAGUUAAUUAAAUUAGUUAAAUGCAUGGUUGCAAGAUUACAAGCCCAAGGUACUGAUUUAGCUAAACCUUUUAAGUUGCAAACAUUUAUUUAUGUUUAUAUUGUUUUGACAUAAUAACGUUUCACCAACUUAAUAUUGUGAAUAAUUUAAAAUUGGAUUUUUUGCUGGAGUUGAUUUAAAACUAAAUUCAAAUUGAAGUAACUUCCAUCUUCAGUCUGUUCAGACUUCCGUGGAGAGUGACUCCAACGAGUUUAGCCUAUUUUUGUCAGGCUUUGCCGUCUGGCAGAGUCGUAUCUAUUGGUUGAAAGCAGAGGAUCUGUGCUUGACGGGGGUUUGGGUGGUGCUCGGUGGAGCUUGUGGGCGGAGUCAGUGAGGACUUCACCAGGGGGUUGGGCCCGGGCAGCAAAAGGUCAGGGGUCAUCGCUUCUCGGCCUUUUGGCUAAGAUCAAAUGUAGGAUCUGUUCUUAUCAGUUUAAUAUCUGAUACGUCCUCCAAUGUGAGGACUAUAUAUUAAAUGGAUUUUUAGCACUGGGAGCUGAAAGAGGGGUUUGCUCCUUUCACUCCACGCAUCGACCUGGUACUGCAGUGCUGCCAGGAACGGUGCAUCCUUCUCUGGCCUUGUAGAAUGGAAGUAAAACAAGCUAAUAACAACGCUCUGGCAGAUUGGGCAGUGACCACCAAAGCUGUCAAACAAAGCCAGCAGCACCAGCUGCUUCUGUGGCGUCGUCAUGCUUACGCAACUCAGUUUGAAGAGAGAGUGGUUUUCCUCUUGGCAGUGGACGGCAAAGGUCUUCAGUCACACUAUCCAAGUCAGAUCUUUCUGCACGGGUUUCAGCGAGUUGGAGAAAGAACAGAAGGGUCGAACGGUGAGCUUUCAGUCACACUAUGGUCUCACAAUGGGUGGAAGUGCAAAAGUAGCUGCUUGGUGGCUCGUGGCCGUUCCACCAUCAGCACUGAGAACACACACAGCCACACAAUUCUGGAAACACAAUGGUGAGACCGGUGAAAGUGAAAAAUGGCUCCUCAAAUGCAGCACAGUACAGGACAAGGCAGCCUGGUGUCACGUUGCGCACAACAAAGCAAGCAUCAUUCUUGCAAAUUCCUUGUCCGUACCCUAGCAGUGGUUGUUCCUUGAGGACAGCGUUGCUCACGGCAGUUAUCCUGUGUGAAAGCUACAUUUGAAACGUUCUUUCUUGACUCAGUUGAGUUCAGUGAAGUGGCCAGAAAAUGUGGCCAGACGUCCUGCGGACCUGUGGGUGGCCCGCUGUUGAGUAUCACUGGGCUCCCACAGUGUCAGGCUGAUUGGAUGAAGCUUCAGUGUGUUGUAUUGUAUGUCUUUAAGGAUGUUUUUAUUUGAGUCAUUUUGUGGUUUAUUUUAUUUUCCAUCUAUUUAUGUUGUUUAUUGUUUUAUUUAGUUAAUUUUGUUUCACUUAUUGGCUAUUUCUGUCUCAUUUAACAUCUCUGUAUUUCAUUUUGGCCUAUUCAUGUUUCAUUCUGCUAAUUUACCUCUUGAUUUUUUUGUCCAUUUUAAUAAUUUUGUGGCUCAUAUUUGGCCAUUUCGCACCUCUUAAUUACCUUUUUUGUUCUACUUUGUUACUUUUGUUGUAUAUUUUGUUUAUUUUAUAUCCCAUUUUGAUCAUUUUGUGUUUAAUUUUGGCCAUGUUGUUUCUCAGUUUGAUCCUUUUCUAUCUUUCCAUGUUGUUUUUAGUUCCAUUUUGGUCAUUUUGCAUGUGUUCAUGGAUUCUAAUUUUCCAUGUUGGACAUUUUACCCACUUCAGUCAUUUUAUAUGGUUUUAUGUGAUUGUUCUUGUCCCAUAUGGGUGAUUUUGUGCCUCCCUGUGUCUCCACACUUGUGGAAACAAAUCUCACAAACAAAUCAAGCACUUGUCCUGUAACUUUGUCCUGUGCAGAGACCAUCAGCGACCCUUUAGAGGGCUGCAGUCAGCGAGGAGAGAAGAGGAAAGCUGCUGAUGCUGCUGAAGCUCCAACUAAAAAGAGGAGUCUUCAACUGGUGGAGGACAGAGUAGAGCUGUCAGAAGAGGAACAAAGAGCCCAAUUCGACAGCAAAUACGAGCAGCAGCAUCAGCUCAGAGAAGGAGGUUGUGGGUCCGUGUUCGCCGGCCGCCGCAAAUCAGACAGUUUGCUGAGAGAAUGUUGGGGCGUCGUCCUGCACCAGGUCACCCACCCCACUGGCGAUGGUGGCCCUCCACCCGGACGGCAUCCCCCCCUCGAUUGUGGAGCAUCUGAUCUCCACAUCCCUCCUCCUGACUCUGACUGUUUUUCUUGCCUUCGCGAUGCUCCAAAUCUGCUCCCGGUCGAUCCUCCCCAUCUGAUCCAGCAGGUGGCUGAUGGUAAUCAGGUCUGCAGCCUCGAGGGAACCACCUGGGAGGGGCCUCACCUGGUGCAUAAUGUCCGGGUUGUGGAAGAUCGGCUGUGCCAGCACCUGAGCCUUGGUGUUGACUUGGGCCUUCACCAGUGGUCGUGCCAACCCCCACGCCUCCAUGACCUCCCUGUAAAAACUGUCUCGCUGGGCAUAGUGAGUAUGUGGAGCUAUCUGACACAGUUGAAAAUUCCCUAAGCUGCUGAUUUCUUUAAGCUGUUGUGUGAAAAAUCUUUCCACAGCGCUUGUUGUUUUUGUCCAAAUGCUUAAUAAUGAUUUUGUUUCUAAAUGCUAAUUUUUUUGUGUGAAUGUCUAUUAAGUUUAAGCCUCCUUUCUUGUAGUCGUCUAUUAUUGUUCUGUGUGCUACCAGGUUACUUUUGCCUUUCCAAAGAAAUGUAGUUAUUAGAUUAUUGAUUUUUGCAAGUACUGCGUUGGGGAGGUCAUGGACAGCCAAUGUGUGUGUUAACUUUGACAAAAUGAGGGAGUUGGUCACGACCACCUUGCCCCUCAGGGUCAGCCCCCACAUCUUCCACAACCCGAACUGACCUGGGAGUUUGACCAGAAGCCCCUCCCAGGAUUUGUCCCUCGCUGCCGCAGCAUCGCUGCCAAUGUAAACCCCCAGAACCUUGACGCUCUCCUGGGCCUCUUCAAAUCCCCAAAUGUUUGGCGGCCGAGCCACCGAGCCACAAAACAUGAUUUGUGACUUUUCUGUGUUCACCCGUGCUCCCGAUGCUCUACAAAAAGUGUCCAGGUGUGUGAUUACACUGUCCACCUGUUCUGAGUUCUUGAGAAAUAAGUUUGUGUCAUCUGCAAAUUGUACUAUUUUAAUGUGUCUUUGUGCUGGUGUUAUGAUCCCCGUUAUGUGCCUGUCUGUGAUAAUCAGCUGGGCCAGUGGCUCGGCCACCAAACUGUACAAAAGCACAGAGAGAGGACAGCCCUGCCUGAUUGAGUGUUGGAGUUGGAUUGGUUUUGUUAAGAACCCAUUGCAUUUUAUUUGACUGUGUGCGUUGUUGUAUAAUAAUUGUAACCAGCCCAUGUACCUGCUCCUAAACCCCAGUGUCCUCAUUAACCUCCAUAAAAAAUUGUGUUCUACUCUGUCGAAUGCUUUGUUGAAAUCUACAGUGAUGUAAAUCCCCCCCUCCUGUUGUAACUGCUGCACCCCGUGUUUAACUGUUAGUAUUGUGUCUGAAAUUUCUCUUCCUGGUAUGCUGUAUGACUGUGUGUCUCCUACUAUGUGAUGUAUGACGUUUUUCAACCUGUUUGCUAAUAUUUUUGCUAGUAUUUUGUAGUCUGUAUUGAGUAGACUGAUUGGUCUGUAGUUCUUCAGGCAGGAUCUGUCCCCCCUCUGUUUGUACACCAGACUUACCAAUCCUAGCGUCAAGGUUCUGGGGGUUGACCUCUGCUCCUCCAUACUUUGGUAGAGGGAGAGGAGGACUGGGGCCAGCAGGUCUCUGAAAGAGAUGUAGAAGUCAGCAGUAAUACCGUCUGAGCCAGGGCUUUUGUUCCUCCCAAGUCCACCGAUGGCUGCCUCCACCUCUCCUAAAACCAGGGGUGAGUCACACCAUUCAGCCUCCUCAGGAGGAAGUCGGCUGUUCAGGGUCCCCAGCGCUCUCUCAAGAGCCUCUCCUUCCACACCUUCACUGGAAAAAACUCCUGAUAAAAGUGCUCCACCUCAUCCAAUAUUUCCUGUUUUGUCAAGUUUCUUUCCUUCCUCAGUUAUUAAUUCUUUAAUGAAGCACUUUUCCAGUUUUCUUUUUUCUAAUCCCAAAAACAGGCUGUGCACCUCUCUCCCUCCACUGCAUGCUUUGCCUGACUCCUUGUUAUUGCACCUUUGCAUUUUUUUAUUUCUAUUACUUCCAGUUGUUUUUUAAAGCACAAAUACUUUGUUAAAUCAUGUGUUUGACCUUCUCCUUUUUUCCAGCUCUAUUUUUAUUUGCUGCCUUAUUUUAAAUUCCUCCUUGUUUUCCUCCCAUCUUUUUUGCUUGCUGUAGUUUAUGCACAUCUUCUUUAUCCUUUCUUUUACUCCUUCCCAUCACCAUAAUUUGUCCUCUGUAAAGUCAAUUUCCUCCACUAUGUUUGCUAAGAAACUCCUUGCUCUUCUUAUAAACUUUUCAUCCUCCAAUAAACUGUUUUUCAGACACCAGGAGCCACCAUUCCUGGUCAUCCCUGUGUGAUCUAGGUCAACCUCCAUAGAAGAAUGAUCUCACCACAUGUUUUCUUUGUAUUCCACUCUGCUCACUCUUUGGACUAUUUCUGGAGAAACUAAGCAGAAGUCAAUCCUAGUUUGUUUUAAGAUCCCUUCCACCACUUGUUGUCUUGAAAAUUGUUUAUUAUUUGGGUUUAGGCUCCUCCUUUUAUCUAUUAAGUUAUUUUGUUCCAUUAAGUUAAUUAGCUCAGUCCUACUACUGUCUUUUUUAUAUUUAUUUUCAUUUGUCCUGUCCAGCUUUGACAGACACAUAUUAAAAUCUCCUAUUAUGAAGCA
Molecule: messenger RNA, 6349 nt
Organism: Amphiprion ocellaris (clown anemonefish)
Lineage: Eukaryota; Metazoa; Chordata; Actinopteri; Pomacentridae
Exons: 4
Coding region: 3304-4065 (253 amino acids)
Source: RefSeq, a predicted model, not a curated record